UUGUCUGCCACUGACAGUUGGGUUUCUCCAGGAAGUGGAUCUACAGGGAUUACCGUCUCGUACUUCUGGUUUCUCGCUAAGGCAAGGCAUAUGUGUCUGUCACACACACAUAGUGUACUGGAGUUCACGUAAUGUAUAAAGAUACUUAUCUUGGUUGUAUGGGUAAUUGAGUUUAAAGCUUAUGUACCUCAUGAAGAUCAUUAAGGCUGCUAUAACUUGCUCACUACUAGUCUAGAAUACUCAGGUCACUAAAAUAAAGAUUAAAGUAAACAGCUCUCGAUUUACUGAGGAAAUCCACAUUGAUACAGUAACACAGUGUAGAAAGAGACUGUAUUUCGAUCACCGUAGAUCUUCUUCAGCUGAUGAACGUCAAAAUAUGGUCUCUUUUUAGGCAAUGUUUUUGUCCGCAUACGUGUUUCCUCAACUCAUCCACUAGUGUCUAUUACACUGUGACACUGCAACAUCUCUCAGUGUAUAUGUUUGCUUAAUAUUAGUAACUUCGUAAAAAAUGGCUGUAACAUUAAUGUUAAUUAAUGAUAUAUUGAUUAAUGUAAAUAUUAAUAAAUGUAGAUAUUAAUUAAUGUAAAUAUUGAUUCUUACAAGUAUUGAUUAACGCAAAUAUUGCUUUUGUUAGCUAGCAUUUGUUGGCAUUGAUACCAUCAUAAAUGUCCAGGAAAGGUCGCAAUGAGCUACUGUCGGAUAAUAAUCGGAAUAAUGGACUGGGGACUCGAACCGUGGUUCAUGGAAGCAGCAGGCCCAGUGACGCAACCACUCUGCCACAAAGCUUACAGUAUGAUGAUUUAACAACCAGCAUUCAUAUAACAUAGUUGCAUCAACCGCACCAAUAUUCACCCUAAAGUCUCAUCCCACACCCCCAGAAGCUUUCAUGGCACAUUUGUUCUCCUGAGAAUCUAUUCUACAUCUAGAUACAUUUGCAUCUGUAUCUAUUCUACAUCUAUUUUCAUGGAUGCAGAAUAGGUACAAAUAUACCAUGAAAGCUUCUGGGACUGUAGGAUAAGACAGUAGUGUCACAGUUGAUGCCUCUGAUACAACCAUGCAACAGAAGUGCUCUUGUAAAAUCAUCCAAUUGUAUGCUCUGUGACUGCGUGGGUAGAACGUUCGACCUGCUAUGUGCACGGUUCAAGGUUCGGGUCCCAGUCCAUUCUUCUAUUUACUCAUGUGUUGUUAUAAUCAAUAUUUCACUAUUGCUUUACAGGGAGCUGUAGCAAUAGCAGUCCUUAAAAAAUUUAUUAAAGAUGCAACAGGCGCGUCAGACGACCUAACAGAUCUGGUUAAUGGCCCAGACGAUCCUUCAGACCCUUCUCAAACGCCGUCUUCUCAACAAGAUCCUCAAACACCGCUCUCUCAGCAAGGUCCUCAGAUACCAUUCUCUCAACAAGGUCCUCAAAAUCCAUUCUUUCAACAAGGUCCUCAGAGCUCAUUCUUUCAACAAGCUCCUCAAACUUCAUUCUUUCAGCAAGCUCCUCAAACACCAUUCUUUCAACAAGCUCCUCAAACACCAUUCUUUCAACAAGCUCCUCAAACACCAUUCUUUCAACAAGCUCCUCAAUCUCCUUUCUUUCAACGGCGCGACCAUCGAGCCGUCGAGAGCGCGCUAGAAAAGCUAGAUGAAGUGCAGAAGAUGAUGUUGACGGCAGCCACCCAUUUGGAUACUGACGGCUGUGUGCUGAAGCUUCUGUGUUACCUCCACAACAAGCAGCGAGAUUCUCGUUCUCUGGAGGAAAACCUUCUUCUCCAGCUGUUCUUCAGCAGCUCAGAGAAGCUAUCCCGCAGUGCUAGAGGGGUGGGUGAUCAGAUCACAUGCGACCAGGUGUUCCCCAAGUGUCCCCUGGGAAAGGAAGAACUUAGUAGUCUUAUGGUACAGACGUCAGGCUGCGGCAGCUUGACUUUCUGAUCUGUGUAGUAGAAUAUUCGUGAAGGUAACUUUAAUAUACUUAACCAGAACUUGCAUGAUUUCCGUUUUGCCCUUCGAGGAAGUAAAGUACAGGCUGCCUUUCCAUGAAUUUUAGAACAACUGGAAGGAUUUAACAUCAUGGAGACAUGGAUCGUGAUGUGUUAAGGUUGAUGAGUGAAGGGUGAUUACUAUCUGACGAUCAUCAUAAAUCUGUAUACUGAAAAUGAGGACAUUUACAUCGUCAGUGACCGCCGUCAGUGCCAACUGUUCAGUGACACACCAAAGGUGUGGUGUCUAUAAGCCUCCAUGAGUAAGGCAGGAGAGGCACCGCAAAAAUGUAUGCGCCGUCUCUGCUGUUUCUUUACUGUGCACUCGCAGAUCAUCCCUGUGAGUUGUGAUACCAAAAAGGAUAACUCUAGCUCUUAGUCAGACCCUAUUUGAUAGUACAUUUUAAUACAUCUGAAACCCGAAGUUAGGUAAGAUUCGUCAGGAAACAUGACAAGUGUUUCCUGACGAGGAUCUUAGUCAUAUGAUGACCAGCCACUGGAGCUUUUGGUCAUCUGACCGGGGCCUUUCCCUGGCUUACCCGGCCACCCCUUCAAAAAUUAAGGUUAUAAUUAUAUCCUAAUUAGUCCUAGUUUUUAUCCAAGCUUUAUCUAGAGAAAUAACAAACAUGUGAUUUGACUUCAAUUUGAAAUUAUAUUUAGAAUCUUGGGAUUGCAUCCACAUAUUCCUAAAUAAUUAACAAAUUAUAUAAAUACUGCGUACUGCAAAAAUUAAAUUAUUGUAAAUAUUAAAUAACUGUAAUUUAGACAUUAUAGUCACUUCAUCUGCAUAUUAGUUUCAUGUAGUUUGUUAAUUAUUCUAAAUGUAAUAUAUGGACGCAGUCUCAAAAUUUUUUGAUAACAUUACUGAUGAAGUCAUUGUAUCAUUUAAUUAAGUGGAAUUUAAUCACAUCUUAGUUAAUUGUUUAGUAGAUUGCUCAAAUGUGGAUGAAACUCUUAAGUUCUACAUACGUCAAAAUUUGCGAUUAAGUGAUUUGAAAUCACCAAAAUCUAAAAGUGCGGAUUUAUCGGCGAAUUGUUCCAGCCACGGAAUUACUAAUUUUUUCCUCAAGUGGUUUGAAAUUCCAUUUGGUUUGCUUGAACUAAUUUGUAAAGCCAAAUUAGAUCAUAUCAAAUCUACAUUUAUAGGAACAUCACAGGGAUAGGUAUGACACCUAGGAGUCGAUGGAAAUGAUCUACGGUACGUAUGGGGUUAGAACCCAUGGCAAAUGAAUCGUAAAACUUCAGGCCGCUAGCUAGUAAGCCACUGGCCAGCUGGCUACAAUAAGAUUCAUCCAACUAAAUAUAUCUCUACACUACAGGGAGGUUAGCAUGGGCCUCCACUGUGACUUGCGCACCCAGGUGGAGUUUUAUGACUCACUUGUCAUGGGUUCUAACCCCACCAGUACCCUGGUUUGUUUGACAUCGUAUUAUUAAGAUUUCGUGAGUCAUGCAUGGAAGCAUUGUUCACUAAACCCAUUUUGUGCUCAGCAUAUCGAUCAGUAUUGAGUCUCUGGACAACAUACAACAUAGUGUUCUAGUAUGUGACCCGCGUGUGUUUACUCACUUGACAUUAUAUAUGACUGACAUUGCUAUAUAAACUGAUCUGCCAAAUAUAUUUAUAUCCUAGUCUUAGUCUACCAGUGACACGAUUUUGUAUUUUAUUGAUGGAAAACUAGACACAAAUGCUGUAUAAUGCGAUCCUUUACUGACUAGGUUUCGCCCACACACAGUGGGCUUUAUCAAGACGCAAACAGACGUUUGUGACUUGAUAUAGCACAUUGUGUGGGCGAAACAUUGUCAGUAAAGGAUUGCAUUAUGCUACAGUUGUGUCUACUUU
Messenger RNA from Cherax quadricarinatus, 3799 nucleotides. The record is from RefSeq and is a predicted model, not a curated record. NCBI's taxonomy places the organism in Eukaryota, Metazoa, Arthropoda, Malacostraca, Decapoda, Parastacidae.